AUGGGAGCAAGAAAAUCUAAAAACGGACAGCCAAUUCAAUUUGUUGAAUCGGAAGGACUUGAUACUUCUAAAGUGAAUGAAGAUGAUGAAGAGCAUUUAUAUGAUAAUAUUGACGACUACAAGAAUUUGAUACAGGAUGAGGACUAUGAUGAAGGCGAUGUACCUCAUGACCUGAAAUUAAGUGAAGAUGAAUACAAUUCUGAGCGAGACAGUUCUUUAUUGGCAGAGUUCUCAGAUUAUGGGGAAAUAUCCGAAGACGAUGAGGAAGAUUUCAUGAAUGCGAUUAGGGAAGCAAGCAACUUCAAAGUGAAGAAAAAGAAGAAAAAUGACAAAGGUAAGUCUUAUGGCCGCCAAAGGAAAGAAAGGGUGCUCGAUCCAGAAGUAGCUCAAUUGCUUUCUGAGGCCAACGAAGCCUUUGUUAGAAACGAUUUACAAGUAGCAGAAAGAUUAUUUAAUGAAGUCAUCAAAAAGGAUGCGCGUAAUUUUGCUGCUUAUGAGACUCUUGGGGAUAUAUAUCAAUUGCAAGGAAGACUUAAUGAUUGUUGUAAUUCGUGGUUUCUGGCAGCUCAUCUAAAUGCCUCUGAUUGGGAAUUCUGGAAGAUAGUUGCCAUAUUGUCAGCUGAUUUAGACCAUGUUAGACAAGCAAUAUACUGUUUUUCCAGAGUAAUAAGUUUGAACCCCAUGGAAUGGGAAUCGAUAUAUCGCCGGGCAAUGUUGUACAAGAAAACAGGUCAGUUGGCAAGAGCUUUAGACGGAUUUCAAAGAUUAUACAUAUAUAAUCCUUAUGAUGCGAACAUAUUGAGAGAAUUGGCUAUUCUUUACGUUGACUAUGAUAGAAUUGAUGAUUCAAUUGGGCUUUACAUGAAAGUUUUCAACGCGAAUGUCGACAGAAGAAAAGCUAUAUUGGCUGCUUUGGAAAACGCUUUAGAUUCUUCAGAUGAAGAAAGUGCUGCAGAGGAUGAUGGAGAUGAAAAGGAACCCUUUGAGCAAGAUGAGGAUAUGCAGAUGUUCCCUGAUAUCAACUGGAAAAAAAUCAAUGCAAAGUAUAAAUGUAUACCAUUUGACUGGUCUUCCUUAAAUAUUCUUGCAGAACUAUUUUUAAAACUCACAGUUAGUGAAGUCGAUGGUAUAAAGUCAAUUAAAAAAUGUGCACGCUGGAUUCAACGCCGUGAAAGUCAAAAAUUUUGGGACGACGUUCCGGAUGAUUCAGAAUUUGACAAUAGAAGGUUUAAAAACAGCACUUUCGAUUUACUACCUGCGGCAGAAAAAGAAAAAUCAUAUAACAUCCCAAUCGACAUUAGAGUUAGACUAGGAUUGCUGAGAUUGGAUACGGAUAACCUUGUUGAAGCGCUUAAUCACUUUCAAUGUCUUUAUGAUGAAACUUUCACUGACGUCGCGGAUUUGUAUUUUGAGGCAGCAACUGCUUUAACAAGGGCUGAAAAGUAUAAAGAGGCUAUUGAUUUCUUUACUCCGUUGUUAUCUCUUGAAGAAUGGCGUACAACUGACGUUUUCAAACCCCUAGCAAGGUGUUACAAAGAAACCGAAAGUUAUGAAACGGCUAAAGAAUUUUAUGAACUAGCUAUUAAGUCUGAACCAGGUGAUUUAGAUAUUCGUGUAUCUCUCGCAGAAAUUUAUUAUCACUUAAAUGAUCCAGAGACUUUCAAACAUAUGUUAGUUGACGUUGUGGAAAUGAGGAAACAUCAGGUCGAUGAAACGCUUCAUAGAAUUUCAACCGAAAGGAGUUCCAACGAUACUUCGAAUGAUAUUUCCAGUAAACCGUUAUUGGAGGACAGUAAAUUUAGAACCUUCAGGAAAAAGAAGCGUACACCUUAUGACGCAGAAAGAGAUAGAAUAGAAAGGGAAAGAAGAAUAACGGCAAAGGUUGUGGAUAAAUACGAAAAAAUCAAAAAGUUCGAGUUUGAUUCGGGGCUUGGUGAAGCCAAUCAAGUUAACUUAUGGAUUAAUACAGUUUCUGAAUUGGUAGAUAUAUUUUCGAGCGUUAAGAACUUCUUCAUGAAAAGUCGGUCCAGAAAAUUUGUCGGUAUUCUAAGGAGAACCAAAAAGUUUAACACCGAACUUGAUUUCCAGAUUGAAAGGUUGUCCAAACUAGCUGAAGGGGACAGUGCGUUUGAAGGACCACUAAUGGAGGAAAGGGUAACCUUGACGUCUGCCACAGAGCUGAGGGGAUUGUCGUAUGAGCAGUGGUUUGAGUUAUUUAUGGAACUUUCUUUGGUUAUUGCAAAAUACCAAAGCGUUGAGGAUGGCCUGAGUGUAGUAGAAACGGCUCAGGAAGUGAACGUAUUUUUCCAGGAUCCAGAAAGGGUUAAAAUGAUGAAAUUUGUAAAACUAGCCAUUGUUCUUCAAAUGGAUGAUGAAGGAGAGUUAGCCGAGAAUUUGAGGAGCUUGCUGAAUCAAUUUCAAUUCAAUAGGAAAGUUCUGCAGGUCUUUAUGUAUUCUUUGUGUCGUGGACCUUCUUCUCUGAAUAUUCUGAGUUCUACUAUUCAACAAAAAUUUUUCUUAAGACAGUUGAAAGCUUUUGAUAGUUGUAGAUAUAACACUGAGGUUAGUGGGCAAGCUUCAAUAACAAACAAAGAAGUGGAUAACCCGAAUAAAAAGUCAUCGCCAUAUCUGUAUUAUAUCUACGCUGUUUUGCUUUAUUCUAGUAGGGGAUUUCUUUCGGCCUUACAAUAUUUGACGAGGCUAGAAGAAGACAUUCCAGAUGACCCAAUGGUCAACCUUUUAAUGGGACUAUCACAUAUUCAUCGUGCUAUGCAAAGAUUAACAGCACAAAGGCAUUUUCAAAUACUUCAUGGAUUACGGUAUUUAUAUCGUUAUUAUGCAAUAAGGAAGAACCUAUAUACGGAUUUGGAAAAGCAAGAGGCAGAUUACAACUUAGGGCGUGCUUUCCAUUUAAUCGGUCUGGUAUCGAUUGCAGUUGAAUAUUAUAAUAGGGUAUUAGUAAACUAUGAUGAUGAGAAGUUGAAAAAACAUGCCGCCUAUAAUAGUAUUAUUAUAUAUCAGCAAAGCGGAAAUGUUGAGUUGGCCGAUAACCUUAUGACAAAGUACUUGAGUGUUUGA
This is a messenger RNA of Saccharomyces mikatae IFO 1815, 3078 nucleotides long. It is a transcript of the gene TFC4, whose product is annotated as transcription factor TFIIIC subunit TFC4. Lineage: Eukaryota; Fungi; Ascomycota; Saccharomycetes; Saccharomycetales; Saccharomycetaceae. The transcript has a single exon. Gene Ontology annotation, biological process: transcription by RNA polymerase III. The record is from RefSeq and is a predicted model, not a curated record. Bases 1 to 3078 code for a protein of 1025 amino acids. Gene Ontology annotation, cellular component: transcription factor TFIIIC complex. Gene Ontology annotation, molecular function: protein binding.